AUUGGGGGUACUUCCUGUUUCAAAGUCCAGCUUUUUAGCAGUAGUGGAGAUGUUAUGCAGGAGCUUCAGAUGCCAGUGUUUAUUUAUUGUGCCGCGUUGUGAGAGAGUGUUUCAGCAGACAGACAGACAGACAGACAGACAGACAUGCAGCCGUCUGUGGAGUCUCUUGUCCGACUAUUGGAGUCAUACAGAGGAAGAGAUAAAGUUAUCAGGAUUGUCUGUUAUGGCUCGCAGCUAGUUGGAGGAGUUCUUUCCCGAAAGGCAGAAACAGACGUUUCAUCUCAGCGGCUCGGGAAACGUCUGCUGCUGUUUUCUGCUCAGCUCAGCCACUGCCGGACAGUGCUGAGGCUGUUUGAUGAUCUGUCCAUGCUGGCUUACUCCCACAGCUAUGGGAUUGGAGGCCGGGAGGAGGAUGUGGGCGUGCGCUGGAUAUCGGUGCUGACCAACGUGGCCGACCAGCUCUACUAUCCCUGUGAACACAUCGCGUGGGCUGCUGACGCCGGGCUGAUCAAAGUCAAGUCUGAUAAGUGGUGGCUGUACGGCACGGUGCUGUGGGGAACCUCGCUGCUGCUGGGAAUACUCAGAUCGCUCCGAGUUCUGCUGCUACUGAAGAAGAAACUCAAGGGAUAUGAGAGGGAUGGAGCUGGCCACAGUCGCUCUCAGCUCCGCAGACAGAUGCGUGGGGAAGUUCUCUCCAUCCUCAGCAGCAUGGCUGAUCUCAGUAACGCCAUUCAUUGGAUGCCACCCGGCUUCCUGUGGGCGGGACGAUUCCCCAACUGGUUGGUGGGGCUGAUGGGCACCAUCUCCUCUCUGAUUGGUUUGAUCCAGAUGAACGCUGGGCACAGCACCGAGACAGACAGUACAUUGUCUUUACCUCACAGGGAGGAGUAGAUCAGGUGCUUUAAGUGCUGACUGACUGAAUAAUGUGUACUGGUGGAAAAUGCUGAGUGAAAGGAUGUGUAGCAGAGCUUGAAUGUGAUCAGAUUCCUGUCCGACUGUCGGUGGAGAUUAAUUUCUAUCUUGUACCAACUACAAUGUCUGAAGAACUUAAAACAAAUCAUCUGGACUUAUAACUGGAUGAUAAGUCAAUUGUCUAAGUAGACCUGCAGCUACUGUAGUCAUCCAAGUGCUUCAUUAGAUGUCACUGAAAGCCUCUUGGAAAAGGGGCAAAAACAUCUUCAAUUACUAUUUGGACAUUCUAGUCUGUGAUCAGACAGUUGGAGGCAAGACUUCAUAAUGAGAUGAAUCAAACAAAUGUUCCUUUUCUUAGUUAUUGUUUCUCAGCUCACACAAUCACACAAAUGUGAAAUGUAUUUAGAAUGUAUGUGUCAUUACAUGCAGAUAAAAGUAUUUACAUGGAGUUUUAGCACAAUGUACUAUAAAGGUUUUCAGAAAUCAGUAUUCAGAUACGGCAUAACAGUGAAGUCCUGAUGACAUAGUUAAUUGGAGAAAGCUUCUUGGGUUGAAUCAACUUUGUUUUCGGCACAUAAUACCUCCAACUUACGGCACAGGGAAGAUCAAUAGUUGGGUUUAUAAAUUAAAGCUGUGGUGUGAUUUUAUGAGUGAUACAAUGACAGUGGUAAACGGUUGCCUUAUACACUUUCCAUACACCUAAUUUUCAAUCUUGCACUUCUUUUUAAUAUGCAAUGAUUGAAAAACUGAAUUAAACUUUGCACUUUUUUUUAUUUUUCCUGAAAUCACUCAAGUAAAAAAACCAUUUUUUUUCACAUAGUCCUACUGUUUAAAGAUCAACUUAAUGGAUGUAAUGUCAAACUACACUACAACAACUUGUUUCACUAAUAAGUUCCUCAGGCGUUAAUAGCUGAUUUGCAUUUAAGAAUCAGUAAAACAGCCCCCAGACAACACUGAUGAAGUUUUAUAUGAACACAGUAUAUGUCACUGGUCAAGUGGAACAGCUGCUUAAUUUAAUUAUAUGUAAAGUUAUUUUAGAUGAUGUGAAGUAAUUUAAUUUUUAAAUAAAUGGAAUUGUCUUUCCUCUG
Molecule: messenger RNA, 2000 nt
Organism: Etheostoma spectabile (orangethroat darter)
Lineage: Eukaryota; Metazoa; Chordata; Actinopteri; Perciformes; Percidae
Gene: pex11g
Product: peroxisomal biogenesis factor 11 gamma
Exons: 6
Coding region: 145-891 (248 amino acids)
Biological process (GO): peroxisome fission
Cellular component (GO): peroxisomal membrane
Source: RefSeq, a predicted model, not a curated record